AUGGCCCUGACCAUGCAGCGCAACGCCUCCGCCGCGGCCGCCGGCCGCGCCCGCAGCGUGUCUGUGGUCGCCAGGACGGCUGUCAAGACCCCGAAGAGCACCACCAAGGUGGCCACGACCAAGACCUCCGGCAGUGGCCUCGCCGUCCUGGCCAAGGUCCAGGAGCUUGGCCUGCUGUCCAAGGUCCAGGAGCUCGGACUGCUUUCCAAGCUGGAGAAGUCCGGCCUGACGCUGUCCAAGAUCGAGGAGUCCGGCCUGCUAGUGCAGCUGGAGCAGUCCGGCCUGCUGAGCGUCGCCGCCGACAAGUCGACCCCCGGCGUGCUGGGCGCCGUCGGGUACCUGCUGGUGGCGGCCGCCGCCGCGGUGGUCUACCUGGUCCCCGACGAGACCACCAGCCAGCUGGUGGCGCAGGCCGCCGGCGCCGCCACCCUGGCGCUGGCUGGGGCCGGCGCGCUGGCGGGCGCCUCGUUUCUCGGGGACCUGCAGAAGGUCGAGUGA
Messenger RNA from Monoraphidium neglectum, 498 nucleotides. RefSeq lists its product as hypothetical. The transcript has 5 exons. The record is from RefSeq and is a predicted model, not a curated record. Bases 1 to 498 code for a protein of 165 amino acids. NCBI's taxonomy places the organism in Eukaryota, Viridiplantae, Chlorophyta, Chlorophyceae, Sphaeropleales, Selenastraceae.